UCUAGAUCAGUCGAGUCGCAGUUGCCGAGGCGAGCGGAUCGUGAACAGUGCUACGAACCCAAAGAAAACCCAAAGUAGUGAAAGAACACCCCUAAGAGGUUGUGGAAUUGCCACCAGUACAGUGCCAACAUGUCGCAGCAUAACUAUACGAACCCGGCCUUCUGCCAGAACAGCGAGUAUUACCCGGUGCCCAGCGGCAACUCGUCGCGAGUGGAGUCCAUCUACAACAGAAGCCUCCAGAUGAACUUUGGAGCGGCUCCUCCGCGCGCCACUCGAGAUCCCCGCGAGGGUCCACUGCGAAUGCAGCGUAGCAUGUCCACGCGAUCGGUGACGCGGAAACAACACCAGCAGCAGCAGCAGCAGCAACACCAACAGCAGAUACACCAGCAACACCUGGCUCAGCAGCAGCAACACCAGCCGCAAUCCUCUAGUGGUCGCUAUGCCUUGGUUCCCCUAGAGGAACUGAACAGCAGUAGGGCCAGUAGAUACGCCAUAGUUCCAGGACAGGCGGCACAGAGACUGGCCCGAUCACAGGAUAAUCUGGAUCGCUAUGGCUCCAGACAUGGAUUGCACGAAGAGGAGGAGCCUCACUCCUUCCACGAGGAACCCCAUCAGGAGACCCAGUUUGCCAGCUUGCCACCGAUACUUAAUUUGCCGCCCAAGCCCAGGAAUAUUAACAACAAUACCAAUGCCAAUCAAACCCAGAUUAAGCAUGCUUUUAGUAGCGACUUCGGCAGCAAGACCUUCUUGAUAGUGGAUAAGAAUAGCAACCAGAGGUACCAGAUGGUGCCCACCGCCGAGGACGAGGAGCUGGUAGACGAGAACCAGGAGAUCAUACAGAUGCACAAUGGCCGCGCCCAUCGAUAUGCAGUGGUGCCCACGGAUGCGGACGACGAUGAUCUGGCGGAGGAGCAGGAGCAGCAGGAAACCUGCCUGAGCAACAUGGAAUUGAGCAGGCAGUACGCAGCGAGGACCUCAACGCCGCAGCAAAAGAAUGCGGCUGCCGCUACGAGGGCCCUGCACGAGCUCCUGACCACGCCCAGGAAGAUGCAGCCGCCUCCGCGAUUGGCGCACUCAACGCCCCGGAACGCCGCCCACCACGAGCAGCUGCAGCUGGAAAGGCGCUUGGAGAUCUACAAAAGCCAACAGAUCUACCAAAGCCAACAAGUUGGAGCGGUAGUAGGAGUCCCUCCAACCUUGCCACUUCGCCAGAAUCGACUCUCCCCCCAGAGACUUCACUACGAGACCGUGAAGCCGCUUCCCAUGCAGAUCGCCGAUCGAUCCAUGGCCGUCAUCAGUCCCAGGGUCCAGGAGCAGGGGCAGGAGCAGGAACGGGAACAGGACAUGAGCAGCAUCCAGGGAAAGGGCAAGAAAAACAGCUCCUAUCCGCAGAAGAUGGCCAAUGCCACCAUUACCUUGGCCGUUGUCUCCCUGAUGCUCGUCUUGGGCAGCACCAUGAAUGCGGGGCUCAUCAUCUACAUGAUAGCACACCUCGGAAAGUCCUUUUACCUGCAGUUUAGCCUGGUGGCCUCCUUCUCCGGAAUGGGACUCGGCUUCCUGGGAUUCAAGUCGCGCCACUGCGAGUGGCUGCCGAACAGGAGCUAUAGUUCCGGCUAUAUCCUGGUCACCGUAUUUUGCCUAUUCAAGUCCUGCGGAUUGCUUGUGAUACUCGUGGUGGACCCCUUCCCCGGAUUUCCUGUCCACGAUGUGACCACUGGCGUCAUCCUUGGACUGUCGACUUUCACCAUGUUCUUCAUCGGAUUGGGAGUGCUGGGCAGCUUGUGGUGCCACCGACCUCCGCCAGACAACCGCGUCAACGUGGUCUAAUACCCUGGAAAUAGUUAAUCCUAGACUCUAAUUAGUUGUACACCAUCCACUUCGAAUUCAAGAACUUGACACACCGAACGGCUAAAAGACCAAAAACAAGAAUUAGAUUUAUAAUCAGCGGAAGAUCAUCAUCCCCCAAACGACUGUAUAUAACAAGUGGGUUGUACCUAUUGCUAACACUUAGUUUGCUUAACUUAUUGUUCACCUAAGUAUAAGUAUGUUAUGGAAUAAGAAUAAAAUAAAGGCACGUAGAUACCAGC
Molecule: messenger RNA, 2087 nt
Organism: Drosophila melanogaster (fruit fly)
Lineage: Eukaryota; Metazoa; Arthropoda; Insecta; Diptera; Drosophilidae
Gene: spdo
Product: sanpodo
Exons: 2
Coding region: 130-1827 (565 amino acids)
Source: RefSeq, marked reviewed